GGUAGUGACAUCUUUUUGAAUAACAUCACCAGAUGUGCGUUCAUACAUGUACAUUGUUAACAUCUAUGUAUAGUGCAUUCAGUAUACAUUGUUAUGGCUAAUUCUAGAAGUGAAAAUGCUCCAGAAAACUUUUUAAUUUCUUCAUCCAAUGACAUCAGUCACUUCUCCAAUCAUCUGAAAUGCCAACUGUGUAUGUUACCAAAACAAUCGUUUCAUUGCGCGGCCUGUAUCACUACUGGCAAUUUCAUACAUUCCAAUAAUCCCCACGAACGGUUCGCCGAGAAGCAGCUGAACUACUUGAACAUUAAAUCGUCUCACAAAGCACUGGACACAAGAUGUAGCCAAUUGUUGCACAAUCGAAUCAUCGCAGAAAAUCUUAGCACUCAAAUCAAACGGAAAAAGGAACGAAUCUUCUAUCUGCAUCGACUGUUGGAGGAACGCAGGGCCAAGCUAAAGGUGAGCAAAGAAUUCAGAUCGGAAAUAACAAAGAAGAAUGGCGAAACAAAGAACAAAAUUCCGCACUACGAACACAAUGUCAACGAUUUGAUCGAUUUUGUGGAGAAACGUAACGAAAAGAACGAACAGCUGGACAAAGACCGUACACGAUUGCAGCAAGAAUUGAAACUGCGCGUCAUUCACAACAUCAAUCUGCUGAUCAAGUACAUCUUUCCCAUAUCGGAGACCAUUUCGAAAUCGACCAAUGUUUCCGAAUCGUCUCGAACGCCCGACAUGGUCGCCCUGGCUGAAGCCACACAUACGGCAUAUGUGAAGGGUAAAUGGGUGCUGCAGGACAGUCAAAAUGAACGGCAAUACAUUAUCGUUGCGCCGUCGUUGCCUGGAAACGGUGACUAUUCGGCGUACAUUGAGUGGAUGGACAAGCAUAAAGACGGUGUGCCGAGUACUGGAGCGAAUGAGACGCUGUCCAGUACGAACAAUGCGUAUCGAAUCAGUGCUGCGCUCACAUACACCGCUCAGUUUGUGCAUCUAUUGAGCUACUAUUUGGAUGUGCGGCUACCUUACAACGUUUUCUAUGCCGAUUUUUGCAAGAAAGAAUUGUCCGAACAAAUAUUUCCGCGAAAGGUGGCCCGCCUAAAUGCCAACAUACUUUAUCUGUGUUACACGCAACGAGUGAAAUUAAAUAGUUUAUGUCCAACGCACACACUAGAAAAUAUUCAGCGAUUAUUAAGUCCAGAGUACAGUGACCUCGGCAGAAUUGGUGCUGUUGAUGUUUCGGAUGGUUUUCGUGACAUUGAUUCGCAAUUACUGCAGGAUCUAUUGACGGGCGGCGAUGACAAAUCUGACGAUGAAAAUUCAUUCCAAAACGAAUGGGAAGCGAUUCAACACUAUCCGCAACUGGAAUCGUCUAUAAUUCCACUACAAAUUCAAAACUCUCAGCAAAUAACGAGCAUGGCCGGUGGUAUUAUGAACAAUGCCGUUGCGUCAGUGUCUUCGUUGUGGCGAUGGACUACCGGAAGAUGAGAAAAAUGUGUCGAUCUCUUUGCAAUUUUUUUUUACGAGAAA
This is a messenger RNA of Bradysia coprophila, 1521 nucleotides long. RefSeq names its product autophagy related protein 14 (gene Atg14). Lineage: Eukaryota; Metazoa; Arthropoda; Insecta; Diptera; Sciaridae. Gene Ontology annotation, molecular function: phosphatidylinositol 3-kinase regulator activity; protein-membrane adaptor activity. Gene Ontology annotation, cellular component: phosphatidylinositol 3-kinase complex, class III; extrinsic component of omegasome membrane; autophagosome. Gene Ontology annotation, biological process: autophagosome membrane docking; cellular response to starvation; autophagosome assembly. The record is from RefSeq and is a predicted model, not a curated record.